Molecule: messenger RNA, 2206 nt
Organism: Drosophila serrata
Lineage: Eukaryota; Metazoa; Arthropoda; Insecta; Diptera; Drosophilidae
Gene: Acsf3
Product: Acyl-CoA synthetase family member 3
Biological process (GO): fatty acid metabolic process
Molecular function (GO): medium-chain fatty acid-CoA ligase activity
Source: RefSeq, a predicted model, not a curated record
UAAAACGGCAAAAAUCAUUUGAACGUUUUGGCUUGUCAAUUGGAACAACCACCGGAAAAUCGUAGUUAAGUUCUGCAUCUCCGCCUCCCUUACUCACUUUUCUCACCUAUACAACUACACCAGUGAAAAUAAAUCGAAAAAAAUAAUAAUAAGAUACAAAAUAUUAAUAAAACAAAAGUAAAAAUGAUUCUACUUCGCCGUUGCCAACAUUUGCGACUGCGUCCAUUGAUUCGUCUCUGCUCCGCCGAGCUGAUACAUAAGGAUGGCUUCAUUGAGAAGCUGCGACACAGCUUCGAGGAGGACGUGCGCAGCAAUCUGGUUGUACCCACCUUCAAGCGGGCCAUGCUCUAUCCGGACGAGAUCGCCGUGAAGGAUAUCAACGGGGAAUACACCUAUUUUCAGCUCUAUUUGGUGGCCAAACGUCUGGCCAUACAGAUUUCGAAUAUAUGUGGCAGUGCCUCACUCUCGAAUGUGGCUUACCUUUGUUCGAGCAAUGCCCUCUGGAUAGCCAUCCAAUGGAGCUGCUGGAUUUCUGGUCAGGUGGCUGUGCCCCUGGAAUGUGGACAACCCAUUGAGCACCUGCGUUCACAGGCCACAGGAUGCAAGGCCAAGCUACUGAUAGCCACACCCGAAUUCGAAGAAAUGGCCCAAGAAAUCUCACUGGGCCUCCAGUCAGCCACUAUAGUCCUGAAUCAUAGCUUUGUGCCACCGGCGGAGAGUGUAUCCUCCACAUCGAUGUAUGUGAAGCAACUGGUGAGCACCCAGGGUGACCUCCUCACCGAGGGCACACUGCCGAGUGACUUUUAUGCCGGUGCACCGGCCAUGCUAGUUCACACACCAAAUUCAGUGAAUAAACCGAAGGCAGUGCUGCUCUCCCAUCGCAAUAUCGAUGCCCAUAUCCGUUGCCUCAUCGACAGUUGGCAUCUAUCGUCCUCGGACUGCCUGCUACCAAUUCUCUCGUUAAAUCGCAUGAAUGCCGCCGUCGGAGGGAUCCUCAGUGUGGGCGGAACCGUGAUCCUGCAGCAGAAAUUCGAUUGUCACAAUGCCUGGAGUGCCCUCCUGGGCAUUAAUAGUCCCACCAAGCAGCGUGUCACCAUCUUCCUGGCCAUGCCCAUUGUAUACAAGCGUCUAAUUGCGGAAUAUGACAAGAUGUUUGCCAAGGAUUCACGAAUGGUGGAAUACAUUUUGAAUCAUUGCCGGCAAAGGAUUCGUCUGAUGGCUACCGGUUAUGCCUUGCUACCGGAUUCAGUGUUCCAGCGUUGGCGUGAGAUUACGGGUCAGAAUAUAUACGAAUACUAUGGCAUGGUGGAAACGGGCCUCGUUUUGGGUCAUCCCUUGGAAGAUCCAAUAGGUGCCAGUAAUGGCAACACAUCAUCAACAACAGCAACCACAACGUCACCAACUCCAAAUCCGAAUGUAACUUCAGAGAAAGUGGACUAUCGUCCGGGCACACUGGGUGCACCACUCAAGGGCGUGACCGCUCGGCUAAUUAGCAGCAAGGGCACAGAGCUAAUUACCUGCAAAAAUGAACUUGGCGGCAAUGUGGAUCAUGGUCUCAUCCAAUCGGAUAUGGAUUUAGGCAGCGAUCUGCCCAUCUCGCAGACUGUCAUCGGUGAACUUCAGAUAGCCAAGUCAGAUAUGGUAUCCCAAUCUCUGGGCGGUGGGAUUAAUGGCCGUCAAAUCGAUCCGGAAGCAAUUGGGUGUAAAGUGGAGGAGACACCCGAUGGUUUCGUCAAGACUGGCGAUAUUUGUGCCUAUCAGAAUGGGAAUUUUUAUUUCCUAAGCAAGAUAAGCGAUGUCUUCACCGUGGGCGGUUACAAAGUCUAUGGUUCAGAGAUCAAGAAGGUAUUGAUCUCACAUCCAUCCAUUAACGAUGUUGCCGUCCUGGGAAUACCCAACAAGGUGUGGGGUCAUCGUCUUGGCGUCAUUUGCAUUGUCUCUCCGGAUGCUGAUAUUGAUUUGGAUGCCAUUAAGACCUAUUGCUAUCGCCAUUUACCAGCCCACAAGUGUCCCACGGUUUUCAAGACCCUGAUUUCGAAAUAGAAUGGGUCUAUCCUUAACAUAUCCUUAUCCAUAGUGUUAUCAUAAGUUCAAAUCAUGUCUCCCUCGCCUGGGCCACAACAAAUUUAUGUGAAAUUACGUGCGACAUUCACCCCACAGCUAUCGUUUUUGUAACAUAAUAAAAAUAUUAAUUUUGCAAACACUA